CUAUUUUGUUUUCUGCCCUUAAGAAGAAAGCAAGGACCGUCUGAGGCCGAGUUCCCGUUGUUCUUAAUCGGCGGCGGCGUUUGAGGCUGUACUCCGGCACCCAACUCGGACGUUGGGCUGCAAAUUUCAUUAGAGAGAGAUGGGAGGCAAAGGACAGCGGCGGAGAGAGCGGAAUUACAGAGCUGCACAUGGAACUUACGAUCGUCUCCCACCUCCGCCGGACUCUUCGAAACUCGAUGCUCUACCUUCCAAACUCCGCAAGCUAAUGUCCUUCACUUCCUCUCGAGAUCAAGAGUCUGAGAAGGUCUUGAAGGAUACUCAGGACAAGCGCAAGAAAGAAGCCGUGAGUUCUGAAAAGAAAUCCCACCCGGAGGAUGCUCGGGGAAGAACUGAUGUAAAAAACGAAGGUAAUGGUGGGAAUUCAGAAAUGCCUCAGCUUACAGAUAGUGGUGAUGACAUGCAAAGCAAGUCCAGUGAGAAGAAAGACAAAAAACGAAAGAGAAAGCAGGUUAAUGACCUUCGUUUUGAGGAACUAGCGGGAGAAUCAAAUCGGCGUUUAAAGAAACGGGAACGUAGGAAAAAAUUUCAGGAGGCGAAAAAAAAUAAACAUAAAAAACCCAAGACAGAGGAGGAUCUAGACUUCCCAAGACAUGAAAAAAUCAAAUUUGGAGACGUGGUUGAAGCUCCACUGAAGUUGGUUGCAGUUCCGAAGGCAUUUAAAUCUGCACAAGUUGCUUCACAAGAGAGGAAGCGAUUGCAGGCUAUAAAUGAAUAUAGAAACCGCAAGGCAUGGACCUCAAGGCCAGGGAUACAAAUACCUUCAAUGGGGAUAUCGCCCGCUGUCUAAUUGAUCUGGAUUUGCAUUAAUGGUGGUGGUUGUGUUGGGGCAGGAGCAGAUUUGGUUCCAUUAGGAGGCCAUAAGCUGGCAUUGGCAAAUGGCAAUGGGAAUCUCUGCAUCACUAACCAAAGUACAGAGAAAUAUAUCAAUAUUUGCUGGGAAGAUUUGCUCCAAAAAUUACCCAUCAAUCAGCUAAGAAAUCAAAGGUAAGAUUCUGAAAAUCUUUGAUAGAAGCUAACCAUCUUCUGCUCAUUGCUUCAUCCGAGAGUAAUAGGCUUUUUUGCAGAGUCGUUUAUUGUUCGAAAAUUGAGAUUGAGAAUGAGAAUUGUGGGUGUUUUGGGUUAAAAUUAUACUUCUCAAGUCUCGACGUAGUUUUGUUCUUAUACUUUUAAGAGUUUAUAUUUUGUUC
Molecule: messenger RNA, 1247 nt
Organism: Momordica charantia (bitter melon)
Lineage: Eukaryota; Viridiplantae; Streptophyta; Magnoliopsida; Cucurbitales; Cucurbitaceae
Product: coiled-coil protein
Source: RefSeq, a predicted model, not a curated record